Molecule: messenger RNA, 882 nt
Organism: Monopterus albus (swamp eel)
Lineage: Eukaryota; Metazoa; Chordata; Actinopteri; Synbranchiformes; Synbranchidae
Product: transcription factor HES-2-like
Exons: 3
Coding region: 20-661 (213 amino acids)
Molecular function (GO): protein dimerization activity
Source: RefSeq, a predicted model, not a curated record
UCGCUGCAUAACUUCAAUCAUGAAACGGCUUCAGGGUUCAGAGGACGCAAAGGCCAAAAGAAAGACUCUCAAACCACAGGUGGAGAGACGUCGAAGAGAGAGAAUAAACCGCAGUCUGGAAAACCUUAAGACUCUUCUGCUGCAUAGACAGGAGGAAACUCAACGCAGACUGGAGAAAGCUGAGAUAUUGGAGCACACAGUCCUGUUCCUUCAGAACACCACAAGAGCCGGGGGUGGUGGUGGAGGCCAAAAACUGUCUUUCCGAGACGGUUUCUCCACCUGCCUGCAGAGAGCAACUCAGUUCUUAGGACCUGAAGGGAAAGGCCUGUGGCUCGGAGCAGCACUGGAUGCAUUGUUUGCUGCUCGCUUUGCCAGCUCACACUCUGAUUCUGCAGGUGUCCAUUGGAGAGCUUCCUCUUCCAGUUCCACCUCCAGCUCUCUGCUUCUCAGGGACUCCUCCAAGGCUAUUCUUCAGAUGCUAUUACACAGGUCCGGGCGCAGACUGUGCCGGCCUGCCCUAAACGUGGCCAGUUGUGUUCAGAACCGAGGAGGCUUGGCCACAACCCCCCAGCAGUCCCAGAAAGUGGUGAGUACGGCGAGCAAACAGAGCCGGCCUCAGAGUCACCCGAUCACCCAGCCUUUGUGGCGACCCUGGCCCUGAUCACCAGGCCACAGCUUCACAGCUUCACAGACUGAACUUUAAAUGACUCUAUCAUUGUGAUUAAUGUCUGAGUACAGUAACAUGUGUUGUUCAUUUGACUAGACCGUGAACAUUUUUGGUGCAAUACAUUGAUCAUGUGUAAAAUCUGCUAACUGUAUAAAUACUGUAAACGUAUGAUUCCAUCCAGUGCUGCUAAGUCUCCCGCAGGCCAAUUUGUGCCA